Messenger RNA from Physella acuta, 600 nucleotides. Its product is annotated as RNA-binding protein 12B-like. The record is from RefSeq and is a predicted model, not a curated record. Lineage: Eukaryota; Metazoa; Mollusca; Gastropoda; Physidae.
AUGCGACCACCUCCCACGAAAGAUAUGAGACCACCUCUCAUUCAAGAUAUGAGACCACUUGUCAUUCAAGAUUUGAUACCACCUCCCACACAAGAUAUUAGACCACCUCUCAUUCAAGAUAUGAGACCACCUCUCACUCAAGAUAUGAGACCACCUCUCAUUCAAGAUAUGAGACCACCUCUCAUUCAAGAUAUGAGACCACCUCUCAUUCAAGAUAUGAGAACACCUCUCAUUCAAGAUAUGAGACCACCUCUCAUUCAAGAUAUGAGAACACCUCUCAUUCAAGAUAUGAGAACACCUCUCAUUCAAGAUAUGAGACCACCUCUCAUUCAAGAUAUGAGACCACCUCUCAUUCAAGAUAUGAGAACACCUCUCAUUCAAGAUAUGAGACCACCUCUCAUUCAAGAUAUGAGAACACCUCUCAUUCAAGAUAUGAGACCACCUCUCAUUCAAGAUAUGAGACCACCUCUCAUUCAAGAUAUGAGACCACCUCUCAUUCAAGAUAUGAGACCACCUCUCAUUCAAGAUAUGAGAACACCUCUCAUUCAAGAUAUGAGACCACCUCUCAUUCAAGAUCUGAAACCACCUCUCAAUAUAUGA